UGGCUUGAUCUGGUUAUGAAUUCAGUCCUCGGUUGUCUUGUUUGUCGUCUCCAUCAUCGUCUUCCUCCAGCUCCUCUCCUCUCCUCUCCUCUCCUCUCCUUCAGCUGGGUUUGGAUUGGUAGCCACCAGGCCACCGCGUAGAGACGAAAGAGAUAGAGGGACCUGCGGCAGCGAGGUCAAUUGCAUCGAAUCGGAUCGGAUCGGAUCGGGUCUCGACUCAAUUCCCGCCGUUAAUCCACCGCCAACCUCCUAAGCUCCCACCACGGCAGCGGAGGCGUCGGCCAUGCCGGCGCGUGUGGCGGCGGAGAUCGCCGCGCUCCCGGAGCCGCGCGGGCCCAUGCGCCGCCUCUGUGGUGACCUCACGCGCCGCAUCCGCCUCCUGGCGCCCCUCUUCCAGCACCUCCAAGACCGGGGCGACGCCUUGCUUCUCGCAGACGCGCUGGGCGCCGCGCGCGAUCUCCUCCGCGCAGUUCACGAUGGCAGCAAGAUCUACCAGGCCAUGCAAGGGGAUGCCGUGCUCCAACGCUUUGCAACUGUCAACAGGCACAUUCACCUAGCCUUGGAUGCCUUGCCCUACCAAACCUUCGACAUGCCUGAAGAAGUGCUGGAGCAGGUCGAUCUUGUGCAUUCUCAAUUCAAAAGGGCUGCAACCACAGUUGCUCCACCAGAUGCACAGCUGUCCAAGGAUAUAUGCUCUGCUCUUGCUGACAAGGCCUUUGACCCUCGGGUCUUGACGAGGAUCUCAGAUAAGCUGCAAUUGCACACCAUGGCCGAUAUCAAGAAAGAGUCCCUCGCCCUGCAUGAGAUGGUCAUCUCCAGUGGCGGCGAACCUGAUGGCUGCGUUGAGGAGAUGUCCUCCUUGCUCAAGAAGCUUAAAGACUGUGUCGUCACUGAAGCUCCCACCACAGAGACGCUCAGCACCAGGUCUGCCUCCAUAAAGCAUACAUCUCCUAUCAUCCCUGAUGAAUUCAGAUGCCCAAUAUCCCUUGAGCUCAUGCAAGACCCUGUCAUCGUUUCCAGCGGACAGACUUAUGAGCGAUCUUGCAUCCAGAAAUGGCUUGAUUCUGGACACAAGACAUGCCCUAAGACACAGCAGCUCCUCUCCCAUACGUCACUGACACCAAACUUUGUCCUGAAAAGCCUAAUAGCUCAGUGGUGUGAAGCCAACGGCAUUGAGCUUCCGAAGAACAAGGCAAACUCCCGAGACAAGAAAGCAGCAAAAAGCUCUGACUACGACCAUGCUGGUUUAGUCUCCCUAAUGAACAGGCUGAGGAGUGGCAGCCAAGAUGAGCAACGUGCAGCUGCUGGUGAGAUCCGUUUGCUUGCAAAGAGAAAUGUCAACAACCGGAUAUGCAUUGCUGAAGCAGGAGCAAUUCCCUUGCUAGUCAAUCUACUUUCCUCUUCAGAUCCAAGAACGCAGGAACAUGCUGUCACAGCGCUCCUUAAUCUCUCUAUCCAUGAGAACAACAAGGCAAACAUUGUAAGCUCUCAUGCUAUCCCUAAGAUUGUGGAAGUGCUCAAAACUGGGAGCAUGGAAGCUAGAGAGAAUGCAGCAGCCACAUUAUUUAGCUUGUCCGUUGUAGAUGAAAACAAGGUUACAAUUGGUGGCGCUGGCGCAAUACCUCCACUCAUUAAUCUUCUGUGCGAUGGGAGCCCAAGAGGGAAGAAAGAUGCUGCAACGGCAAUUUUUAAUCUGUGCAUAUACCAGGGAAAUAAGAUACGAGCAGUGAAAGCUGGAAUCGUUAUCCAUCUGAUGAACUUCUUGGUGGACCCUACUGGGGGAAUGAUUGAUGAGGCACUCACUCUUCUGGCUAUUCUUGCUGGUAACCCUGAAGCCAAGGCUGUAAUUGCGCAAUCGGAUCCCAUCCCGCCACUUGUGGAGGUGAUUAAAACUGGGUCUCCUCGCAAUAGAGAGAAUGCUGCAGCCGUUCUGUGGUCACUUUGUUGCACUGCUGUUGAGCAAACGAGGGCUGCAAAGGCUGCUGGAGCAGAGGAUGCACUCAAGGAACUGUCAGAUUCUGGCACAGAGCGUGCAAAGAGAAAAGCUUCUAGCAUUCUGGAACUCAUGCGUCAAGCUGAAGAAGCAUGAACCUGAGUAUAGUAGAUUUGUGAGGUUGUGGCUUUGUUAUAUUGUACACAUAGUCACUAAAUUCUUAUGAAUAGUGUUGACAUUUGAGAUAUAUCUGUAGGCAGCAGAUGUGUUAGAAUUUUCUGUAAACAUAUAAAUUGGAUGUAUAAUAAUGAAAGUCAGCCCAAAGUGUACUUCUUAUUGAUAAAAAGCAUAGCAAAUACAUUUGUAUGUGAUUCAAUUUGGUGGUUAUCAUCGUUUCA
This is a messenger RNA of Sorghum bicolor (sorghum), 2331 nucleotides long. Its product is annotated as U-box domain-containing protein 12. NCBI's taxonomy places the organism in Eukaryota, Viridiplantae, Streptophyta, Magnoliopsida, Poales, Poaceae. The record is from RefSeq and is a predicted model, not a curated record. The transcript is spliced from 4 exons. Gene Ontology annotation, biological process: protein ubiquitination. The coding region runs from base 284 to 2089 and encodes 601 amino acids. Gene Ontology annotation, molecular function: ubiquitin-protein transferase activity; protein binding. Gene Ontology annotation, cellular component: nucleus; cytoplasm.